CCGGAGCCGGGGUCCCAGCAGAACCGGGGGUCCCAUGGAGGCCGAAGGCUUCGCCCUCUGCCACGCGCCCGCGCUGCAGACCAAGGUGUUCCAGUACCGGCUGUGGGACGUGAACCAGCGCUCGCUGUACCUGCGCGAUGACCAGCUGGUGGCCGGGCACCUGCAGGGCGCCAACGCCGCGCUGGAAGAGAAAGUGUUCUGGGUGCCCAACCGAGCCCUGGAGCCCGCGCGGCUGCCGGUGAUCCUGGGGAUCCGGAGCGGCUCCCGCUGCCUCCGCACCGAGCGCGGCCCCGCCGGAGAGCCCCGGCUGCGGCUGCAGGACGUGGACAUCCGGGAGCUGCCCCGCGCCGGUGACAGCGGCGCCGCCUUCACCUUCUUCCGCUCCUACCGGGACGGGCUGUGGCGCUUCGAGUCGGCCGCGCACCCCGGCUGGUUCCUGUGCACGUCCCCGCGCGGCCACCAGCCCCUGGCGCUCUGUCGCCACCGCGAUGUCACCUCCAACCUGCUCGACUUCUACUUCCAGCUCUGCUGAGCGCGCGCGGGGACAGC
Messenger RNA from Melospiza melodia melodia, 549 nucleotides. Its product is annotated as interleukin-36 receptor antagonist protein-like. The coding region runs from base 35 to 532 and encodes 165 amino acids. Lineage: Eukaryota; Metazoa; Chordata; Aves; Passeriformes; Passerellidae. Gene Ontology annotation, molecular function: cytokine activity; interleukin-1 receptor binding. Gene Ontology annotation, biological process: positive regulation of gene expression; cytokine-mediated signaling pathway; inflammatory response to antigenic stimulus. The record is from RefSeq and is a predicted model, not a curated record. The transcript has 5 exons.